AUGAGGUUUGCAACAAAAGAAGCUCGAAACCAGGCUCUGUUUGAGCAUUACCAGCGCUUCCCAAAGGAUUACUCAUCAGUGCUAGCUACUAACAUCAGCCAAGAGGACUUUAACACCCUCUGUGAACAGAACCCUGCAUGGUUGGCGCCUGUGCGGUUGGAAGCAUUUGGAAAGAUCAAGGAGCACUGGGCAGCAGCGCGCUGUCUCAGCUUGCAAAUCCAUUGCAAAGUUGGGCAUGGGGAGAAGUACCAGGACCUGAUCAACACCCUCGGCAAGGAGUUUAACGAGGAGACUGGAAAAUGGGACCGGGUGGAGCUGUUUUACCCAGGGUCGGGGCUUCUCAUACCUCUGCUGCCGUCAAAGGGGACGGUAGACGGCUUCAGGGAGGAGAUCCACGCCAAAAACCCCAUUAUGCAAGACGAGUCGGGGAAGGCGGCGUGGCUGGACCUGGCCAAACUCGUCGACGAGGCAAUCUCCGCUGAGCGAGCGCACGGGUUCCUGCAGAAUCGGAAGGACAAGGCUGAGGACACGGCAUGGAUGCACUGGGCGGGGGACGCGGCCGGCUACAUGCGUGGUCUGAAGGUUUCCAAGUGUGGCUUCAGCCUAAAAUCCCCUGAUCAGCUCGUUGCCCAAAACCCCCGCCACAUCCGGACAGUCAUCCAGUUUGAGGCACACCGCCCUCUUCAAGUGGGCCCCGACAGCAAGUGCCCCUACUGCCCCCAAACCUUCCCUGAUCAGGAGACCAUCGACGCUCUCCCUGCCCCCCAGUCAAAAAACCAAAUCAGGGCGCACGCACUCACGCAUUAUGGCGUCCGGUUCGGGACACCCCCCCUUUUCAAAUUUCCCCUCGCGCUGGUGUACCUCUACAUCCUCCACAUGCUGCUCCGCCUCGCGAGCAUCACGUUCCAACGCACGAUCGAAGUGAACCUGAACACGAAGGAGAAGGUUGAAGCCAUAAAUCGACUGAUCAAGCACCUGGGGCUUGGGUGCAAAAAGGUUGAGGUCCGCAAGACAAACGCGUCGAGGGGGAAGGAUACAGAGCCGAUCAAUUUCAUUGGAAGCGUCGAGCGGAGCACAAAGGCAGAGCACGUUCAGGACGUUGCUGUGGCCUACGUGGAUGCGUUCACAGCGGCGGUGGGGCUCCCCUUCUGCACCCUCUACAUGCACCUCGCCAUGGGCCACAUUCCCCGCAUGGUCAGGGACACGCCGCUCGACAUCGCCGCCAUCUCCCAGCAGGGCUUUGAGGCACUCCUGAAACAAGGGCACCAGGACCAGGUCAACUUCGGCAACCACCAACUUCGUAGUGACAGAAUGGACAAAGGCCGCAACUACCAGUUGGUAGCAAAGGAGCGAGAAAGGCGCGAGCUGCAGAAUGUGUUGGCAAGGCCCAUCUCCAGAAACGAGAAGCGACAACUCGGUGGUGUGAGUGCCGCAGCACGAGCAGCUAAGGCUGUUGUCGACAGGGCAGCGAGGAGGGGGCAUCUGAGUGUUGCAAGCCGCAGUAAGGGCCAAUUGGAGAAGCGGUUGGAAAAAUUGGAAGAAGGUGCUCAAGCAAUUGUCGAUCAGUUCCGACUUGGAGGGCCGGGUUGA
Klebsormidium nitens is the source of this 1590-nucleotide messenger RNA. The record is from the annotation of a GenBank genome assembly. Lineage: Eukaryota; Viridiplantae; Streptophyta; Klebsormidiophyceae; Klebsormidiales; Klebsormidiaceae.